This is a messenger RNA of Spea bombifrons (plains spadefoot toad), 671 nucleotides long. RefSeq names its product gamma-crystallin 1-like. Gene Ontology annotation, molecular function: structural constituent of eye lens. The coding region runs from base 90 to 617 and encodes 175 amino acids. Lineage: Eukaryota; Metazoa; Chordata; Amphibia; Anura; Pelobatidae. Gene Ontology annotation, biological process: visual perception; lens development in camera-type eye. The record is from RefSeq and is a predicted model, not a curated record. The transcript has 3 exons.
GCCGAUCUCAGCACAAUGAGCUUUGUAUAUAAGCGCUUCUCUCUUGUACUUUGGCAUUCCCGGUUUGUCAGAUCGCCUCUACAUCAAGAAUGGUUAAGAUCAUCUUCUACGAGGACAGGAACUUCCAAGGUCGCUGCUACGAAUGCAUCGCAGAAUGUUCGGACCUGUCCUCUUAUUUUAGUCGUUGUAACUCAAUCCGAGUAGAAAAUGGAAACUGGAUUCUCUAUGAGUUCCCCAACUACAAGGGAUAUCAAUACUAUCUUAAAAGGGGAGAGUAUCCUGAUUUUCAGCACUGGCUGGGAUUCAAUGACUCCAUCAAAUCAUGCCGUUUGACCCCUCAGUAUAAUGGAUCAUUCAGAAUGAAGAUCUAUGAAAGAGAGGACUUUAAAGGUCAGAUGAUGGAAUUUACUGAAGAUUGUCCACAAGUCUAUGAAAGGUUCCGUUACCAUGACAUCCACUCCUGCAAUGUUCUUGAUGGAUAUUGGAUGUUCUAUGAGGAACCCAACUACAGAGGACGUCAGUAUUACCUGAGACCUGGAGAGUACAGGAGAUACACUGACUGGGGUGCCAUGAACUCCAGAAUUGGCUCCUUCAGACGACUCCAGCUUCCUUACUAAUCUAACCGAUAAUACAAUCUUUCAUUUUCAAUAAAAUAAUUCGAUAACUUCCAA